Messenger RNA from Cydia amplana, 1400 nucleotides. It is a transcript of the gene Zasp66, whose product is annotated as PDZ and LIM domain protein 3. Gene Ontology annotation, molecular function: muscle alpha-actinin binding; actin binding. The transcript has 12 exons. Gene Ontology annotation, cellular component: adherens junction; filamentous actin; stress fiber. Lineage: Eukaryota; Metazoa; Arthropoda; Insecta; Lepidoptera; Tortricidae. Bases 64 to 1323 code for a protein of 419 amino acids. The record is from RefSeq and is a predicted model, not a curated record. Gene Ontology annotation, biological process: actin cytoskeleton organization; muscle structure development.
GCUAAAUUUGCCACAACACCGCGCUUAGCCGACGAGAGCGCACCGCGUGCAAUCGUGCAAGCCAUGGGGCGGCUGCAUACGUUCGUGGUGACCUUACGGAGGGAGCAUAGAGACACCAAUUGGGGGCUCCGGCUGGUCGGCGGCGCGGACCUGGCGACGCCGCUCAUUGUCACAAGGGUGACCCCAGGGACGCCAGCCGGCAAGGAUCUCCUGCGCGGCGACAUCAUCGCGAAGAUCGAUGACUACGACGCCCGAGACCUUCGUCACGAGGACGCACAGAACCUGUUCAAGAAUGCGCAGAACCACAUCAAACUUGUAGUGCAGAGGGGUGGAUCCAGUUCGCAUCUUUACUCACUGCCGCCGCGGGCUACUGGCGGCUAUGUAGGCCGAGUCCCUACGCCCACCUUCUAUCACGAGCUCGCUGAGGACGUGGACCGUGAACAGCCGCGCAGCGCCUGCUCUCUAGCGCCGCGGUCGCCCGUCUUCACUGCUAACUCGCCAUACAGAACUCCAAGCCCGAUGCCACCGACGGCGUUCCGACCAGAGUCUCUUCCCCGCACCCCUGUACCUCAGCAGGGCUACGGAGCCCAAGGCCACCAGCAGACCUACCCGCCGCAGUUCGAGGGCGAGUACCGCACGAUGAUGCUGUCGCCUGCGUACUCGUCACGGACAGACGAUACGCUGGACGAAUCGUUGAACAACCAGCCCUACCGCACGACACCUCUAGUCCUGCCCGGCGCCAAGGUCCGCCGCGAGCCCGGCCCCACGGAGUCCUACCUGCGCCACCACCCCAACCCGUCCAUGCGAGCGCCGCCGAGCCAUGAUUACCGCGACACGCUUAUGAGGCAAAGGGUGGCUGAUACGGUGGUGCAGCGAGUGAUCGGUGACGAGGGCAAUAAGGUUGUUCACAAGCAAUUCAACUCCCCAAUCAAUCUAUAUUCAGACCAAAACAUCGCCAACUCCAUUAGGCAACAGUCCUCGCCCUUGCCCGCUAACGGCCAUUACGGACGCUCACACAUGGUCAAGAGCCACAAGCCGACGCUGCUGUACGACCCGGCCAAGUCGGAGACCUUCAAGGCGCUGCAGGAGGACGGGCUCGGCGACGUCGUGCAGGAGGUGCCCCAGCCUGCCCAGUGCAAGGUCUUCACUGCGCCGCCCAACAAGAGGCCCGCGCCCACUCCGAAACCAACGAAAAAGCCCGAGCAGCUGAACGGCCACGUAAAACAAACGACCUUCGUAAACUCAUUACACGAAGAGCACAUCCAGCAAUCGAAUUCAUUCAAGCGCCUCAUGUACAACGUUCUCGGCGACGCGGAGUUUUAGAAUACCGUCCAAUACUUGGCUACGUGCGACAAUAACGAAGGCAAAAAAACGCACAUUCUAUCAUCAAAAUCUCUGAA